AUGUAUCAAAAAGUAGAUUUAGUAACCUGUUAUGUUGGUAUCAAAAAAGUUAAUUGUAGACUAGGGCCUGGAUGGGAAUUUUCUAUGUGCUCAGAUAAAACAAUUAAUCGACUUGGAUUUAAAAUUGAUAGACCAAUAAGCUCAGAAGAUAGAGAAAUGAAAUUUUUCAGAGAAAUGUCAACAACACCUAUUGGAUGGUCCAAGGUUUCUCUUGAUUUUAAAUUAGAUAAAAAGCAUAAACCAAUUAUUAUUACUAAUACCGAAAUUUUGGUUGUAAAACAUCAUCAUAAUAUGGAUGAUGAAAUCUUACUUGGUUCUCCUUGGUUUAUGGGGCGAUCUUUGGAUGAUGAAGAACUUCAAAUCUAUACCGCUAGAAUUGUUAUCGAUAUGGAUAUAAAAAUAAGUGGUUUCGUGUUCCUCUAA
This is a messenger RNA of Entrophospora candida, 423 nucleotides long. The record is from the annotation of a GenBank genome assembly. NCBI's taxonomy places the organism in Eukaryota, Fungi, Glomeromycota, Glomeromycetes, Entrophosporales, Entrophosporaceae.